AUGACAUCCCCAUCCAUCGAAACAACCUCCGGUCAGCCAACGACAUCCCUGGGAGUCAGUGCUACAUCAUCUGCAUUUGGAACUACAACACUUGUGACCUCCACCCCAGGACAAACCACUGUUAUGCUUGAGAAGUCAUCUCCAACUCCAACAGCAACAACUUUAGAGUCUGUCAGGACAACAGUUACAACAGCGAUUAGUUCCUCGUCGUCUGCAGCAACCCAAGCUUCAACUCUUCUCUCUACAAGCCAAGAGGCACAAACCACAAGCUUGCCUUCAGUCACUUCAACCUCGUCAUCGCUUCCUACCAGUUCAUCAACACUUGAGUCAAGCACAGCAUCUACAACAUCCCAUAUGACAUCCACCAGCACAAAUUCAGAAACAUCUGUGACUUCGUCUCAAGGCAGAACAACCUCCCCAGGAGUUACCAUGACAUCCCCAUCCAUCGAAACAACCUCCGGUCAGCCAACGACAUCCCUGGGAGACAGUGCUACAUCAACUGCAUUUGGAACUAAAACACCCGUGACCUCCACCCCAGGACAAACCACUGUUACGCUUGAGAAGUCAUCUCCAACUCCAACAGCAACAACUAUAGAGCCUGUCAGGACAACAGUUACAACAGCGAUUAGUUCCUCGUCGUCUGCAGCAACCCAAGCUUCAACUCUUCUCUCUACAAGCCAAGAGGCACAAACCACAAGCUUGCCUUCAGUCACUUCAACCUCGUCAUCGCUUCUUACCAGUUCAUCAACACUUUUGUCAAGCACAGCACCUACAACAUCCCAUAUGACAUCCACCAGCACAAGUUCAGAAACAUCUGUGACUUCGUCCCAAGGCAGAACAACCUCCCCAGGAGUUAGCACGACAUCCCCAUCCAUCCAAACAACCUCCGGUCAGGCAACAUCCCUGGGAUGCAUCAACACUUUUGUCAAGCACAGCACCUACAACAUCCCAUAUGACAUCCACCAGCACAAGUUCAGAAACAUCAGCAACUACGUCCCAAGACAGCACAACCUCCCCAGGAGUUACCAUGACAUCCCCAUCCAUCGAAACAACCUCCGGUCAGCCAACGUCAUCCCUGGGAUCAUCGCCAACUCCAACAGCAACAACUGUACAUUCUGUCAGGACAACAGUUACAACAGCGAUUGGUUCCUCGUCGUCUGCAGCAACCCAAGCUUCAACUCUUCUCUCUACAAGCCAAGAGACACAAACCACAAGCUUGCCUUCAGUCACCUCACCCUCGUCACCGCUUCCUACCAGUGCAUCAACACUCGAGUCAAGCACAGCACCUGUGACAUCACAUAUGCAAUCCACCAGCACAAGUUCAGAAACAUCAGUGACUACAUCCCCAUCCAUUGA
Cheilinus undulatus (humphead wrasse) is the source of this 1356-nucleotide messenger RNA. RefSeq names its product cell wall protein DAN4-like. Lineage: Eukaryota; Metazoa; Chordata; Actinopteri; Labriformes; Labridae. The record is from RefSeq and is a predicted model, not a curated record. The coding region runs from base 1 to 1356 and encodes 451 amino acids. The transcript has 3 exons.